AUGUGCGAGGGCCCGGCGUGGUGUGCGGAGAGGUCCGGUCGAGGGUAUGAGUGCGGAGCUAACUUAGGGGGUUGUGGUCGGGCUCGUGCUCACAUUGUGGGGAUAGCCCUUAGGCAUGGGAAUGUUGGUGAGCGGACAUGCGAGGCUCGCUUACUAAGUUGCAUGGGGUUGGCCACUAGGGCACGUGAAGCCGCCUACUAA
Messenger RNA from Dovyalis caffra, 201 nucleotides. The record is from the annotation of a GenBank genome assembly. Lineage: Eukaryota; Viridiplantae; Streptophyta; Magnoliopsida; Malpighiales; Salicaceae.